ACAAAAAGGAGACAAACAAUGAAACAAAAGAGAAGUGAAAUAAGGAAAGUGAAAAGAGACCCAUAGGCCAUACUGUGAUGACCAAUUUAAGGUAGAGAAGAGAAACAUAGAACAAACUGUGAUUCUGUGAAGAAAUAAAAUUCAAAGGAAGAGGGAGGCUCACGUGUAAGAGAAAAAUAAAGAGAGGGAGAUUGAGGUGUAGAAAAUUUUGAGAGAAAGACAUGUUUCUAGAAGACAUGGGAGUAAGAAAGGACACAGAUCAUGGAUGUAAAACCAUUAAAAGUGAAGAAGAGGUCAAGGGCUCUUCUUUUCCUGUACUAUAAAGAAAAACCAUCAAAAUUUGAGAGUAGAGCUGGAAGCUUGCAGAGCACUAGCUAACAAAAAAGAAGAAGAAAGAACUAGAAGCUGAGAGAAAUGUGACAUGAAAACGUGGCAGAAGGUGCAUCAAACUAAAGGAGGCAUUUUUUUUUUGGUUGUGUUAAGAAGAAAUUAAAGAUGGAGAUUUAGACAAGAAAAUGAAGUUGGUCUAGAAGGAAAAGAAUAUGGAGUAGGUGGCGUGUGUAGAAAAUUAGAGGGGCUGACAUGUAUAAAUUAAAGAAAAAGGAGACAUGUGGCCGUGAAGGAGGAACGGAGGACUUACAGCAAUAACGAAAAGAAACCUUUUAUUCGGUUGAAGGACUUAUAGCAACGGAGAUUUCACUCACGUCCUAGAGGCGAUGGCUAUGGCAUCGGUAGCUGGGAAAGGUCUGCAGAGAGGGUUUCUAGCAAUGGGUUGUCUGAAUCCGAGGUGGUGGUGUUGAAAUACGACAUUGUGAGAGGAGGUAACAAAUGGGUUCUUGUUCUUGUUGAAGAAUGAUGUGUUUGAUGAAAGGUCCGAAGGAACAAAGGAUGUCUGACGAAGCUUUGUUUGAGGUGUUGCUGGGGGCUUGUAAGAUUUAUGGGAAGGUGGAUGUAGCUAAGAGUUUUGAUUUUGGUUGUUUGUUGUUUGUUGGGAAGAUGGCCGAAUAGGAUGAAGUUCAAAUUUGAUUUCUUGGGUUUAUGUGGCCGAUUGGGUUGAGGCUUGUUGUGUGGCCUGAGAACGAGUUUAGUAUCUACAGAUAAGGAUUUAACAAGAGACUGGGCGUGGAUUCUGUGGUUAAGUGUUUGAAGAUGAGGGGUUUACGGUUGCAGAGGAUUAUGUUACGGUUUCUGUGUGGGUGGAGAAACAGAGGUGAAGGUGAUGGAUUGUUUCUGGCUGAGCUAAAAAAAAAAAAGACGUUGCAGACAUAAUGGAUUGUCUCUUCUUGGUGGUAGAGAAACAAUGUUCGCAUGAUGUUUCAUAGCCGUUAUUGCUCUAGUUUAGUUUCUCCCUGAAUCUCCGCGGAUCAGCAAAAGAUUUUCUUUCAUGAUUUUGCCUUUAAUUUCCAUAACUCCCUCCAUGGGUCUCUUCUCCACAAUGCCUUUAAACUGUGUUUAGUGUUUCAUCAACUUUCUGAAAUCAGUAGUAGUGAUAAGGAAAGUCGCUACACUACUUAAUUCCAUUUGCUAUGAGACCUUUCAAUCUAUGUAAACUUUCUUGGAGAAAAAUAAAAAAUGAAGACAUGAGGCAGUAUCUGAACUGCCUCAUUUAAGAGUUGUUUUAAACCUUCUUUCUCCAAUCCAUGUUAUGUUUGAGUUUCAACAUCCUAUUUCUACUUAUCUAAAGGGAUUUUGAGCUGUUUUUAUGCUUCUAUACUUUGCAAGUAGGUUCGCAUCCUAAUACUGCCAAAUCUUGAGCCAUAUAUGCGACUUCUUGAACCAGAGAUGCUUCUUGAGGAGCAAAAGAAUGAGAUGAAGAGGCAUGAGGCUUGGCGAGUUGGCGUGUUUAUGGAGCCCUGCUGGUCAAUGUAUAUAUGAUCGGCUCAACAUGUUCUCACCUCAGCCAUCCCUGUCAGCACGUGCAGUAUGGAGGACCAAUGCAAGAGUUAUUACCACCCCACCAAGGUCGACCAAUUCCUCGUCAUCUCACAUGGAAGAGACACCAUCUCCCCUGGAAGAGAAAGCUGUGGUUCCACCAGCUCCUUCGGUUGAUUCUAAUGUAGGCCCAUCAUCAUCCUAUAGACAACCGCCUAAUGACAUAAAUUUGGAUGGCAGAGGUAGGACAGACAUGCGUGAUAGUCAAGCUCUCAAUAGGUCAGCUGUCCUCUCCCAGAUAUGGAAAAAUGACUUGGAUUCUGGGCGUCUCCUGGUAUUGAUAUUUGAGCUGUUUGGUGAAGGCCAUUUAUCCUUCAUUCCAGCUCCCGAGAUGUCUAUGUUCUUAUGACCAUUUGUACAAAGAUCUGCACUUUCAUAGUUACUCAUAUGUGUACAAAUUACACUUGCAGAUAGAAUUUUAGAGUUCUCGAGACCAAAUCUUUUGCUGAAUUUCUAUGAAGCUUUUAUGAACUAUUAAUAA
Alnus glutinosa is the source of this 2413-nucleotide messenger RNA. Its product is annotated as transcription initiation factor TFIID subunit 6-like. Gene Ontology annotation, biological process: transcription initiation at RNA polymerase II promoter; RNA polymerase II preinitiation complex assembly. The record is from RefSeq and is a predicted model, not a curated record. The transcript has 3 exons. Gene Ontology annotation, molecular function: transcription coactivator activity; RNA polymerase II general transcription initiation factor activity. Lineage: Eukaryota; Viridiplantae; Streptophyta; Magnoliopsida; Fagales; Betulaceae. Gene Ontology annotation, cellular component: SLIK (SAGA-like) complex; transcription factor TFIID complex; SAGA complex. Bases 1820 to 2281 code for a protein of 153 amino acids.